AUGGAGUUCACUGAACUCUUGGAGCAGGUUGGGGGUGUGGGUCUCCUCCAGGCCCUACGGGUCCUCACCUUUUUCCUCUUCUCUGUCUGGGUGCCCAUCCAGAACUUUUCACUGCUGUCCCAGGCCGCCGCUGUCCCAGGCCACCGCUGCUGGGCUCACAUGCUGGACAAUGGCUCUGAAGUCCCCGCAAACCUUACCCCCAAGGCCCUCCUGGCCAUCUCCAUCCCACGGGGCCCCAACCAGGAGCUCCGCCAGUGUCUCCGCUUCCGCCAACCACAGCGGCAGCUCCUGGACCCUGACGCACAGUCUCCAAUUGGAGUGAGGCUGCCUCGCACGGAGCUGUGUGUGGACGGCUGGGUCUACCACGGCAGCACCUUUACCUCCACCGUGGUGACCGAGUGGGGCCUGGUGUGCAACCACCAGGGCCUGAAGCCCCUAGGCCAGUCCAUCUACCUGGCCGAGGCCAGGGUGGGGUGCAUCGUCUGGGGCCUCCUCUCCCACCGGUUUGGGUGGAAGCCAGUUCUGAGCUGGUGCUGCCUGCAGGUGGCCGUGGCCAGCGUCGGCGCCAUCGUUGCCCGUUUCCUCAUCUACUGUGGCCUCUGAGUUUUGCGUGCUUUGGGAUUGCCUGGCAUCAUCCUGACCAGGGCGACGCUCCGUAGUCCCCAUCUGCACCGCCUUUCAGGGGUGGAGUGGACCACGACCCGCAAAAGGGCCGUCACCAUGACGAUCCUGGGAGGCACCUACAGCAUUGGCCAGACGGCCGUGGGCAGCCUGGCCUUUGCCCUGCAGAACUGGUGAGCCCUUCAGCUGACCUUGUCAGUGCCCUUCUUCAUCUUCCUGAUAUCCUGGUGGCUGCCAGAAUCCACCCUGUGGCUGACUAUUGUGGGCAAACCAGAUCAAGCGCUUCAGGAACUCAAAAAAGUGGCCAAGAUAAAUUCCUACAAGGAAGCCAAAAAGACACUGACCGUAGAGGUACUGAUGUCCAUCAUGGAGGAGGAGGUGGUCUCUGCGAAGUCCCGCCAGGCAGUGCUGGACCUGUUCCACGUGCCCUUGCUCCACUGGAGAAGCUGCAGGCUAUUGGUGGUGAGCAUCUCCCUUCCCCUCUCCUACUACGGGCUAGUCCUCGACCUGCAGAACCUGGGGAGCGACAUCUUCCUCCUCCAGGUUCUCUUCGGGGCCGUGACUUCUUAGCCCGGACCAUCACCACCUUCCUGCUGAGGCCGCCGCCCCGCCCUGGCUGGCUCCCUGGCUGUGGCCGGCCUCGCCAUCCUGGCCAAAGUGCUGGUCCCACAAGAUCUGCAGACCCUGCACGCGGUCUUUGCUGCGCUGGGAAAAGAAUGUUUUGGCGUUAACUUAACCUGCAUCGUGAGCUGCAAGCCAGAACUCGUCCCCACUUCGCUGCGGAUGGUGGCAGAAGGCUGCCUGAAUUCAGCAGCUCGGCUGGGGUCUGUGAUGGGCCCCCUGAUCAGGAUGACCCACCAGGUCCUGCCCUUACUGCCCCCCCCUCCUUACAGCAUCAUCCCCAUCAUUUCCAGCCUCGUUGUCCUCUUCCUCCCGGAGACCUGGGGACUUCCACUCCCUGACACCAUCCAGGACCUGGAGAAACACAUCUGAUUUGAUCCAUGCAACAAGCCCACCAGGUGCUGUUCCGUCCAAUUUCAUUGUCAA
Molecule: messenger RNA, 1668 nt
Organism: Hippopotamus amphibius kiboko
Lineage: Eukaryota; Metazoa; Chordata; Mammalia; Artiodactyla; Hippopotamidae
Gene: SLC22A11
Product: solute carrier family 22 member 11
Biological process (GO): transmembrane transport
Cellular component (GO): membrane
Molecular function (GO): transmembrane transporter activity
Source: RefSeq, a predicted model, not a curated record